This is a messenger RNA of Parathielavia appendiculata, 873 nucleotides long. RefSeq names its product NAD(P)-binding protein. The record is from RefSeq and is a predicted model, not a curated record. The transcript is spliced from 2 exons. Gene Ontology annotation, molecular function: oxidoreductase activity. NCBI's taxonomy places the organism in Eukaryota, Fungi, Ascomycota, Sordariomycetes, Sordariales, Chaetomiaceae. Bases 1 to 873 code for a protein of 290 amino acids.
AUGUUAGAACGAAUCCAGCAGCUUGCCCGCCAACUAAACUACCCCAAGGGCCUCUUGGACUGCCAGGUGGUCAUCAUCACGGGUUCCGGCCAGGGCAUCGGGGCCGAGUGUGCGCGCUUAUUCGCCAAUGAGGGCGCCAAGGUAGUCGUAUCGGACAUAGACGCCGCCAAAGCCGAGGACGUAGCAGCCAAGAUCAGAGCCAACGGAGGCGAGGCGCUUGCUGUCGCAGGAGACCUGCUCAGGGACGAGUGCAUCAAGGAGCUGGUGAAGAAGGCAGCCGAGUUUGGCAACGGCAAGAUCCACAUCAUCGUCAACAAUGCCGGCUUCACAUGGGAUGGCGUCAUCCACAAGAUGACGGACAAACAAUGGGACACGAUGCUCGCCAUGCACGGCACGGUGCCCUUCAAGCUCGUCCGCGAGGCAGCCCCUUACUUCCGCGUCAAGGACGGCGAGCCGCGCAACAUUGUCAACAUCUCGUCCACCUCGGGCCUGCACGGCAACGCGGGCCAGUUGAACUACGCCAUGGCCAAGGCGGGCGUCGUCGGCCUAACCAAGACGAUAGCAAAGGAAUGGGGCCCCGCGUUCGGUGUCAGGGCCAACACGGUCGCCUUUGGCCACAUCGAGACGCGACUGACUGCGAACAAGGAAGCCGGCGCGUUCGUUGAGGUUGACGGACACAAGGUACCACUGGGGAUCCCAGAGAAGCAGAAGAAGGCCGCUGCUGCUAGCGGUGCCGUCCCGUACGCCGACAUCCCGCUCAGGAGGCCUGGGACGGCGACCGAGGCCGCGAGUGCCGUGUUGGCGGUUGCGUCGCCGCUGAGUUCGUAUAUCAGCGGGCAAACCAUCAGCGUGACAGGCGGCAGGAAUAUGUAG